This is a messenger RNA of Acomys russatus (golden spiny mouse), 2967 nucleotides long. It is a transcript of the gene Flt3, whose product is annotated as fms related receptor tyrosine kinase 3. The transcript is spliced from 23 exons. NCBI's taxonomy places the organism in Eukaryota, Metazoa, Chordata, Mammalia, Rodentia, Muridae. Gene Ontology annotation, biological process: B cell differentiation; protein phosphorylation; positive regulation of kinase activity. The record is from RefSeq and is a predicted model, not a curated record. Gene Ontology annotation, molecular function: transmembrane receptor protein tyrosine kinase activity; ATP binding. Bases 1 to 2967 code for a protein of 988 amino acids. Gene Ontology annotation, cellular component: signaling receptor complex.
AUGGUGAAAGUCGAUGUAACGCAGAGUGAUGAACUGAUGAACCUCAGCAGGACCAACAGGAAGACAGAGACCAAAGACGCCAGUGUUUUGUCAGUAAUGAUUCUGGAGACCUUUGCAAACCAAGACCUGCCUGUGAUCCAGUGUGUCUUAAUCAGUCACAAGAACAAUGGCUCGUCCUCGGCAACGUCACCAGCCUAUAUCAUGGUACCGGGGUCCCCGGAAGACCUCGGCUGCACACCGAGGCGUCAGACUAAAGGGGUGGUGUACGAAGCUGCUGCUGUGGAAGUGGCCGAGUCUGCGUCCAUCACACUGCAAGUACUGAUCACCACCCCAGGGGACAUUUCUUGCCUCUGGGUCUUUAAGCACAGCUCCCUGGGCUGCCAGCCACACUUUGAUUUACAAAACAGAGGACUCGUUUCCAUGGUCAUCGUGAACCUGACGGAGACCCAGGCUGGAGAGUACCUCCUCCACAUCCAGAGUGCCGCGGCCAACUACACAGUACUGUUCACAGUGAGCAUGCGAAACACACAGCUGUACGUACUGAGAAGACCUUACUUUAGGAAGAUGGAAAACCAGGAUGCUCUGGUCUGUGUAUCCGAGAGCCUUCCGGAGCCUACUGUGGAGUGGGUGUUCUGCAACUCCCACGGGGAAAGCUGUAAAGAAGAAAGCGCGGCUGUUGUCAGGAAGAAGGAAAAAGUGCUGCACGAGUUAUUCGGAACAGACAUCAGAUGCUGUGCGAGGAACGAACUGGGCCUGGAGUGCACCCAACUGUUCACCAUAGAUCUGAAUCAGACUCCUCAGGCCACACUGCCCCAGUUAUUCCUGAAAGUGGGGGAACCCUUGUGGAUCAGGUGCAAGGCCACCCAUGUGAACCACGGAUUCGGACUCACCUGGGAGCUAGAGAACAAAGCCCUCCAGGAGGGCAGCUACUUUGAGAUGAGCACUUACUCCAGGAACAGAACCAUGACCCGGAUUCUCCUGGCUUUUGUGUCCUCUGUGGGAAGAAACAACACUGGAUAUUACACCUGUUCUUCCUCCAAACAUCGCAGCCAGUCAGCGUUGGUGACCAUCCUAGAAAAGGGGUUCAUAAAUGCUACCAGCUCCCGAGAAGAGUAUGACAUCGACCCGUACGAGAAGUUCUGUUUCUCAGUCAGGUUCAAAGCAUACCCGCGGAUCCGGUGUGCGUGGGCGUUCUCUCAAGCAUCCUUUCCUUGUGAGCAAAUCGGUCUGGAGGAUGGGUACAGUAUAUCUAAAUUCUGCGAUCAUAAGAACAAGCCAGGAGAGUACAUAUUCCACGCAGAAAACGAUGAUGCUCAGUUCACCAAAAUGUUCACGCUGAAUAUAAGAAAGAAACCCCAAGUGCUAGCAAAGACCUCGGGCAUCCAGGCAUCCUGCUCCUCUGACGGAUACCCACUACCCUCCUGGACCUGGAAGAAAUGCUCGGACGAGUCUCCCAACUGCACUGAGGAAAUCCCAGAAGGAGUUUGGAAUAAAAUGGCUAACAGAAAAGUGUUUGGACAGUGGGUGUCAAGCAGCACUCUAAACAUGAGUGAGGCUGGGAAGGGGCUCCUGGUCAAAUGCUGUGCAUACAAUUCUGUGGGCACGUCCUGUGAAACCAUCCUUCUAAGGUCACCAGCCUCUCUUGCAGGUCCCUUUCCUUUCAUCCCAGACAACAUCUCCUUCUACGCUACCUUUGGGCUCUGUCUUCCCUUCAUUGUCGUCCUAAGUGUCCUGAUCUGUCACAAGUACAAAAAGCAAUUUAGGUACGAAAGCCAGCUGCAGAUGGUUCAGGUGACCGGUCCCCUGGAGAAUGAGUACUUCUACGUUGACUUCAGGGACUACGAAUAUGACCUCAAGUGGGAGUUUCCAAGAGAAAACUUGGAGUUCGGGAAGGUCCUGGGGUCUGGCGCCUUUGGGAGAGUGGUGAAUGCCACAGCCUAUGGGAUUAGUAAAACGGGAGUCUCCAUUCAGGUGGCGGUGAAAAUGCUCAAAGAGAAAGCUGACAGCAGCGAAAAAGAAGCGCUCAUGUCGGAGCUCAAAAUGAUGACCCGCCUGGGGCACCAUGACAACAUCGUGAACCUGCUGGGGGCAUGCACACUCUCAGGGCCAGUGUACUUGAUUUUUGAGUAUUGUUGCUAUGGCGACCUCCUCAACUAUCUAAGAAGCAAAAGAGAGAAGUUUCACAGGACGUGGACAGAGAUUUUUAAGGAGCAUAAUUUCAGUUUUUACCCCACUUUCCAGUCACAGUCAAAUUCCAGUAUGCCUGGUUCACGAGAAGUUCAGAUGCACCCGGCCUUGGAUCGUGUCUCAGGGUUCAAUGGGAAUUCAACUCAUUCUGAAGAUGAAAUUGAGUAUGAAAACCAAAAGAGGCUGGAAGAAGAAGAAGAUUUGAACGUGCUGACAUUUGAGGACCUUUUAUGCUUUGCGUAUCAAGUGGCCAAAGGCAUGGAGUUCCUGGAAUUUAAGUCGUGUGUUCACAGAGACCUGGCAGCCAGGAAUGUGCUGGUCACCCACGGGAAGAUGGUGAAGAUCUGUGACUUUGGACUGGCCCGGGACAUCCUGAGUGACUCCAGCUACGUCGUCAGGGGCAACGCGCGGCUGCCUGUAAAGUGGAUGGCUCCCGAGAGCUUGUUUGAAGGGACCUACACAAUUAAAAGCGACGUCUGGUCCUUCGGAAUCCUUCUCUGGGAGAUAUUUUCCCUAGGUGUGAACCCUUACCCUGGCAUUCCUGUCGACGCUAACUUCUACAAACUGAUUCAGAGCGGAUUUAAAAUGGAUCAGCCAUUCUAUGCUACAGACGAAAUAUACUUCAUAAUGCAAUCCUGCUGGGCCUCGGACUCAAGGAAGCGGCCAUCCUUCCCCAAUCUGACUUCAUUUUUAGGAUGUCAGCUGACAGAAGCUGAGGAAGCGGUACGUAUAAAUUGGCGGUGCGCUUCCCCCGAGAACGAGCUGCGCGAGGGGCCCUGA